Trematomus bernacchii (emerald rockcod) is the source of this 2830-nucleotide messenger RNA. RefSeq names its product toll-like receptor 2. Bases 61 to 2472 code for a protein of 803 amino acids. Gene Ontology annotation, cellular component: membrane. The record is from RefSeq and is a predicted model, not a curated record. Gene Ontology annotation, biological process: inflammatory response; immune response; toll-like receptor signaling pathway. NCBI's taxonomy places the organism in Eukaryota, Metazoa, Chordata, Actinopteri, Perciformes, Nototheniidae. The transcript is spliced from 12 exons. Gene Ontology annotation, molecular function: transmembrane signaling receptor activity; protein binding; triacyl lipopeptide binding.
CUUUACCUCCAUUUUAAUCAUUAAAGCGGUUCAGGCUCCAGCUCUGCAAAACAAAUCAGAAUGGAGCUGUUGACCAACCUCUACCUCCUCCUCGUCCUCUCAUUCGCCAUGUGUCGAGGUCAAAGGUCGUCCUGCGAUCGCUGCGACCCUCGACUCGCCUGCAACUGCUCCCACGCAGGAUACACGCUUGUUCCCACGGUAACAGACCGUGCCCUGACGUUUGACCUUUCCUUCAACGACAUCGCCGUGGUGACCGGCGGCGACCUGACGGGACACGAGAAACUGCGGAUUCUGAUUCUACACCGUAACAGACUGUCUGAGAUCCACCCGUCAGCGUUUGACUCUCUGUGGAGUCUGGAGCGGCUCGAUCUGUCCGACAACCAGCUGACUGCCAUCAACCGCAGAUGGUUCAGUAAGCUAGGAGCUCUGCAGGAACUCAACCUGCUCCUCAACCCGUACAGCUGUCUGGGAACUCGUCCAGUGUUGCAGAGGCUGGUGAGGCUGAGGAGGCUGAUGUUCGGAGGUCCUGCUCUGGAGGAACUGAGGAGAGAAGAUCUGUCUGGAGUCUCUCAGCUGGAGGAGCUCACUGUGCAGGCAAACAACCUGAGGAGGUACGAGUCCGGAGCGCUAGCUGGCGUUUGGCCAUUGGGUCGAGUCACUUUAAGCCUCCAUGGUCCAUUUCUAACAAACAUAGGUUUAGCUUCGGAUGUGAUCGGGGACGUGUCCUACCCUGAGACGCCUAUUAUUCUGAAAGACCUGCAUCUGAAUCAGUCCGUUCAGCCCUUCAGAGAGAUGGCCAGCCGGAGAGUCAGGAAAAUUACCUUCUGCAACCUUUCCGUGUCCGAUAAGGGCAUUGUUGACUUCCUUGAGGCGGUGGAUGGAGAGCCGAUCACCUCCCUGUUCAUGGACGGCGUCACGCUGAUCGGUGAGGGCAGGUGGGAGAAAGCCAGUUUGACCGAUCAUAAAAACAUCGAUGAGUUCUUCCUACGAAACGUUGUGGUGCUGAAUGUCUUUCAGUUCAGCUCGUUGCUGCAGCUGGGUUUUUUGCUGCAGUACCCCAGAAAGGUGUCCAUCAUAAACUCUCAGGUGUUUGUGAUGCCCUGUGCCACAACCUACUUGCUGCUGAACCUUCAAUACCUGGACCUGUCCGACAACCUGCUGACCGACCUGACACUGACUGAGACGCUGUGCAAUGGUGACGGCACGCUGAAGGACCUCCGAGUCUUAAACGUCAGCGGAAAUGCUCUGAAGUCUUUGUCCACGGUGAGCCGGCUGGUGACAAAUCUCUCCAAACUGACCCACCUGGACGUCAGCAGGAAUGGAUUCAUCUCCAUGCCCGGGGGCUGCUCCUGGCCUUCCACCCUGCGAUACCUCAACAUCUCCUGGGCCAAACUCACAACCAUCUCCCCCUGUCUACCCGAAACUCUGGAGGUUUUGGAUCUGAGCAACAACGAUCUAAAAGCCUUCAUUCUGAUCCUUCCUUCCCUGAGAGAGCUCCAUCUCUCUGGAAACAAGUUACUGAGCCUUCCCCCUGGAUGGAUGUUCCCAAACCUGCAAACACUGACCAUACAGUCAAACACCCUGAACAUGUUCACCCGUUCGGACCUCCAGGCAUACAGACGCCUCCAGGACCUCUGGGCGGGCCAAAACAAAUUUGUCUGCUCCUGCGACUUUGUCUACUUCCUCCAGUCGGCCAUUAAAGGAGGCGAAGAUGUGCAUUUAUCAGACGGAGAGGACGCCUACGUCUGCGAUUCCCCUCUCUACCUGCAGGGGGAGCCAGCGGGGCGGGUGAGGCUCUCUGUGGUUGUGUGCCGGCGGGUUUUGUUUGUGUCUGUGAGUUGUGUGGUGGCGUUGAUCAUUGGCGUCUUGGUGUGUGUCCUGCUGUGGCGCCUUCAUGCGUUCUGGUAUCUCAGGAUGAUGUGGGCGUGGCUAAAGGCCAAGAGAAGCUCCCGGCGGCGACAACCAAGAGAAGAGCUGCUAUCUUACGACGCCUUCGUGUCAUACAGCGAGAGAGAUGCUAGCUGGGUGGAAAACUUCUUGGUACCCGAGCUGGAGGAGCCGAGGGAGAAUGAUGGAGACUCUCUGAAUCCCCGACCUCUGACCCUGUGCCUCCACAAACGGGACUUCCUUCCCGGUCACUGGAUUGUGGACAACAUCAUGAGCGCCAUGGAGCGCAGCCGGCGGACCGUCUUCAUUCUGUCCGAGAACUUCGUCCAGUCCGAGUGGUGCCGCUACGAGCUCGACUUCUCCCACUUCCAGCUUUUCGAUGGGGAGACCGGCAGUGACGCGGCCAUCUUGAUCCUGCUCGAACCGCUGUCCAAGGACGACAUACCGAAACGCUUCUGCAAACUGCGCAAACUCAUGAGCUCCACCACCUACCUGGAGUGGCCUCGGGAGGAGGAACGAAGCGGGGAAUUCUGGAGGAAAGUCCGCAACGCUCUGAGAGACGAAGAAGAGGAGGAGGAGGGUUGAGAGGGAAAGACAUAAGUUCUGUACUUCCAUUUGCAUUUUAGAGUGCGUAAGUGUUGCCCAAUGAAAAGUAUGGCAAAAGCCCUAUGAAUACCCGCAUUGGUCACAACGGUUAAGGUGUACAUUUCUGAAACCGUCAAUCGGGUGAUCAUGCUUGAUUCUGCUGAGUUGCUUUAGAAAUGAUGAGUUUUUGUCACGUCCCAUUACAGAUACACCUUUUGGUCUUCACGUGAUCAACAAUCUGCAUCAAUCAGAUCAUUCUGGAAGAGCCAAGGGUUUGUUUGGCUCAAAUAUUACUUUGCAGGUGUUUGUUUUAAUGACAAUGAGAAAUAAAAAGGCUGUGAUAAUUCCAGAAAAUAUA